Messenger RNA from Jaminaea rosea, 1521 nucleotides. Its product is annotated as MFS general substrate transporter. The coding region runs from base 1 to 1521 and encodes 506 amino acids. Gene Ontology annotation, biological process: transmembrane transport. Gene Ontology annotation, cellular component: membrane. Lineage: Eukaryota; Fungi; Basidiomycota; Exobasidiomycetes; Microstromatales. The record is from RefSeq and is a predicted model, not a curated record. The transcript is spliced from 3 exons. Gene Ontology annotation, molecular function: transmembrane transporter activity.
AUGCCGUCCACGCCGCAGAGCAACAACGAGAAGAUCCUCGACGACACAAAGCUCGAGGGAGGCGUUCCCCUCGAGAAUGCCCUCACCUACGGACACGACCGUGAGCAUGAGCUUGAUGGUCCCACCACAGUCGCCGAUGAGCGUCGCACCAAGGCCAUUUUGAGGAAGGUCGAUCUUCGCCUCCUCCCCAUCUGCUCGCUGCUCUACCUCUUCUCUUUCCUGGACCGUACGGCCAUCGGCAACGCCAAAGUUGCAGGAAUGAACAAGGCGCUCGGUCUUACGGACACAGAAUACGCCCUCGCCCUCAGUUUGUUCUUUUUGACGUACGCUGCCCUCGAAGUUCCCUCCAACCUCAUGCUUAAGAGGUUUGGGGCAAAGCGAUGGCUUCCAAUCAUCGUGCUGUUCUGGGGCAUCACCAUGAUGGUGACGGGUUUCGUCAAGAACGCGGCAGGAUUGAUUGGACUUCGCCUCGUACUGGGCGCCUUCGAGGCAGGCCUAUUUCCUGGUGUCACUGCUCUUCUGUCCUUCGUCAUCCCUCGCCAGUUCCUUCAAGUACGCAUCGCUACCUUCUUCUCUGCUGCCACCAUCGCCGGCGCCUUCGGAGGUCUGCUGGCUUAUGGCCUUUCUCACGUCAGAACCGGGGGCUACGAAGGGUGGUCCUGGAUCUUCAUUGUCGAAGGAAUUCUCACCAUCGCCGUUGCUGCUCUCGGUUACUUCAUGCUCUUCUCCAACCUGGACGAGGCCAAGUUCCUUACCACGGAGGAGAAGGAGUACAUGAGCGACCGCCUCCGCUUCGACGGCCAGGACAUCCCCAUGAACGACAAUUACAAGACCAGCUUUGUUCUCGCAGGCUUUGCUGACUGGAAGACCUGGCUCUCCCUGAUCGCCUACGUCGGCUCCCUCGCCCCCCUGUACUGCAUCGCCCUCACCCUACCGACUAUCCUCAAGACCUCUCUCGGAUACGACCCGGUCCGCGCCCAGAUCAUGACCGUCCCCGUCUAUGUGGUCGCCGCAAUUCUGGUCCUCAUCUUUGCCUACUUCUCCGACAAGCUCCAGAACCGCACCCUCUUCCUCUGCCUCGGCUGCGGAAUGUCCGCCAUCGGCUGGGGAAUCGGUUUGGCCUCUCACGACCCGCACGUCCGCUACGCCGCCUGCUUCAUCUCUGCUGCUGGCAGCUAUGCCGGUUUCCCUUCAGUCGUCGCUCUCCUCUCCCAGAACGUCGGCGGCAAGACGAAGCGUGCUACCUGCAUUGCUCUUCAGGUGGGCAUUGGCGGUCUUGCUGGCAUCAUCUCGAGCAACAUCUUCCCUACCAAGGAGGCACCUCGCUUCUUCAACGCGUACAAGGCCUGCAUCAUCAUGAACUGCGUUGCCAUCGGCGGCGCGCUCUUCAACGCCGCUAUGCUGUGGAGGGCCAACAAGGCCAAGCAGGCCAAGAUCGACUCGGGUGAGGCGGCAGCGCUCUCGAGGGCUCAGAUCGCCGAUAUGGGUGACAAGUCGCCCUUCUUCAAGUACCGCUUCUAA